GAAAGGAAUAAAAAUUAAUAUAUUGGUAAAAAACAGUGACCGUCGCUAAAACUUACAUAUAUGUGUUUAUGUGGAUUUUGUUAUUUGUAAUUGACAAGAAGUUAAUAAAAAGGAUACUGAGGAUAGUUAACGCACAUGCGUCGCUACGGCGACAUGUGUCGGACCGAGAGCCUAGCGGCGGUCGCCUUCACCAAAACAAUACAACACAACAAACCGACGAUGAAAUUCGUCGAUGACAACAAAGUAACAACACGAUAAAAGCUAAAAAUCCCUUAUCAGCUUCUGAAAGAAAUACUCUCGAAUAAUUCUAUAAGUUUUUGACUUAACCUAGAUUGACCGCGGUGUAAAUAGUAAGAACCGAGAGAUAUGCCCGACGCCAACUCCAGUAAUUCCCAAGCUGAUGAUGAAACCAGCGCGGAAGAAUGGCUCGCCUGGAUAUUGGACGCGAUACGUAAAAUUCGAUCACAGAAACAAAGACCAAGUGUCGAACGAAUCUGUCACGCAAUUAAACAACAUCACAAGGAUUACCACGAAGACGUGAUAGCCGAACAAUUAGAAAUGGCAGUCCGACGAGGAAAAAUUCUUAAAGUAUUCAAUAAGGGACAGAGUUCUUACAAAGAUCCUGGCAGGUUGAGGUCUCGAGACUUGAAAGUCACUCGUAAUACGGAUCUUUCCAAAGUUUUGGCCAGGGCUGUGAAGGAACUGGGCGAGAGGGAUGGAUCUGCGUUGAGGACUCUUGAAAAGUUCAUUAGGCAAUCGUAUAAGUUGGUUAUUGAUCCGCCAGAUUUGGAUUUAAAGUUAGUUCUUAAGGUAUCGUUGGAGAAAGCUGUGGAAAAAGAGUUUGUGGAAAAGAGGGGAAAAUUGUACAAGAGCACCGGAAAGCCUUUGACAUCGACUGCGAGUCCUGGAUCAGGCAGAGGCAGGAGCAAAAAUGGAGGUGGCACGCCUAGGACUUCUGAUGAAUUUCAGGCGUCGCUACGGCGACAUGUGUCGGCCCGAGAGCCUAGCGGCGGUCGCCUUCACCAAAACAAUACAACACAACAAACCGACGAUGAAAUUCGUCGAUGA
Molecule: messenger RNA, 1068 nt
Organism: Ctenocephalides felis (cat flea)
Lineage: Eukaryota; Metazoa; Arthropoda; Insecta; Siphonaptera; Pulicidae
Product: histone acetyltransferase KAT6B-like
Exons: 3
Coding region: 367-1068 (233 amino acids)
Biological process (GO): nucleosome assembly
Cellular component (GO): nucleosome
Molecular function (GO): DNA binding
Source: RefSeq, a predicted model, not a curated record